AUGUCAUUGAAAACGCGUGUAAAAGAUGUUCAGGCAUCUGCUGAGGCAAAUGCCGGAGGGCCUGCUCGUUUACAGGUAGAUCCGGAUACUAUUCCCGACGACGACAAGCCAGCACAAUCGGGAAGUGUCUUCAAUAUCUGGUAUUUGAAAUGGUCUGGUGGAGGAGAUAGUUCCUCGAAACUGAAUUACACCAAGCUGAAGUUCAGAACAAAUAUCAAAAAGGAUUCAGGUUAUACACGAGCAAGACCAGGAAGUUCGAUAUGCUUAUUCUUUUCUCGUGGAUGUUGCUACCUCGGCAAGAAGUGUCCUUAUUAUCAUCGCAUACCCAUUGAUUCCGACUAUUUCAAGCCGACACAAGACUGUUUUGGUCGUGAUAAGACGUCCGAGUACCGUGAUGACAUGGACGGAGUAGGCUCGUUCAAUCGUUCCAACAGAACUUUGUAUGUGGGAGGGUUGAAUGUGACAGACAAGACGGAAAGCAUAGUAACUAAGCAUUUUGCGGAGUUUGGCCAGAUCGAGAAGAUUCGAGUGCUACACGGCAAAUCUUGUGCAUUUAUAACGUAUCGGCUCGAAUCACAAGCGCAAUUUGCCAAAGAGGCGAUGCAAAACCAAUCAUUAGAUGCUAACGAGGUGCUAAACAUCAGAUGGGCCAAUGAAGAUCCCAACCCCCAGGCUCAGAAACAGGAAAAAAGACGUAUGGAGGAAAUAGCACUAGAAACGGUCAAGAAACUCUUAGCCAAAGUAGAAGACCAAAAGCCAAAAAUAAAGAAACAGAAAGUAGAAGUAGAGGAGCCUGAGGAGGAGGAUGUUGAGGAAGUAGAAGUUGAUAUAAAGAAAAUAGAACCAGUUCCACUUUCAACCUCUUCUUCUUCUCCAAGAAAUUUUUUUGAUAAUUCGACUUUGGAUAAACUAGCAUUAUCCAGAAUCAACAAAAAACAACUACAUGAAGAGAAACAAAAAGCAGUAUCUGCUUUAGUUGGAGGUUACGAAAGUAGUGAAGACGAAGAGUGA
Messenger RNA from Scheffersomyces stipitis CBS 6054, 1011 nucleotides. RefSeq lists its product as uncharacterized. The record is from RefSeq and is a predicted model, not a curated record. Lineage: Eukaryota; Fungi; Ascomycota; Pichiomycetes; Serinales; Debaryomycetaceae. The transcript has 2 exons. Gene Ontology annotation, cellular component: U2-type catalytic step 1 spliceosome; U2-type catalytic step 2 spliceosome; Prp19 complex. The coding region runs from base 1 to 1011 and encodes 336 amino acids. Gene Ontology annotation, molecular function: pre-mRNA binding; metal ion binding; U6 snRNA binding.